AUGCACAGCAAAGAAGAGUUGUUUUCUAUUAGCGGAAGUAAAGACGUGCGAUUUGUCGUUGGAGAGAUACAGAAAAAGGGAGAGAGUUUUUUGUACAAUCAGGGGACCAUUUCCGUGGGGAUUGAAAUAUUUUACAAGAUAGUAUAUUCGCUGUACAUGCGAGGAAACGUGCAGGGAUUUGAUAGUCUUAGCUGUCUGCUGGUAGGACUGCUAGACAUUGCAGAAAAAGUAGCGGGGUCUUCUCGGCAGAUCUCCAAAAUAAUAGCAGAAGCACACAUAGCAGAAGGAUACCCGCUGAACAACGAAGGAGUGCGGAAAAUAGUUGCAAAUGAAAAAAUAAUCAUGCAGUUCACACACGCGGAGCACAGUCUGUACAGGGAGGCGUCUUCUCAGUCUCUUCUGCAAACAGAAGUAAUCAUUUGUUCUCUGAUUGAGUUUAACUUUUUCUUUUUGGAUUUGCAUGAGAUACUGUGGGCUGCUCUCACAAAUAAAAGAUACUCCUCCAGGGUAAGAAGCAUUGCAUGGAUUGUUCUGACAGACGCUCUUUCGUAUCCAUUUUUAGAGCACUUCUCAUCGGAGAUCAUCAUAAAAACCGUUGAAAAAAUAGCUCUGAAAAUAGCUGAAAAGACGAGCACGAAUUGCAUUAUCAUAGACAACGAGCAGCAAGAUGUUUUAAAGCUAGAAGAAGAAAUAAUCUCUAUAUACGUAAAUAACUGCAGGUCCUCAGAGUUUAUUCAGAACAAAGAAAGCAAGACGGAUCGGGACACAGAAGAUGCAUUUGAAAUACAGGAGCACGGUCACCAGAAUAAAAAAUGA
Messenger RNA from Nematocida minor, 816 nucleotides. RefSeq lists its product as uncharacterized. Lineage: Eukaryota; Fungi; Microsporidia. The record is from RefSeq and is a predicted model, not a curated record. The transcript has a single exon. Bases 1 to 816 code for a protein of 271 amino acids.